UCAUCUUUCGUAGGUGGUAUACGGUCUCUGACUGUAGAACGCGGAGGUACCACCCGGCGGAUCUCGUAGGCGGAGCCAGAAUGUGUGCAUGUUGCAUGCACACGUGUUCCCUCGUCUGUGUGGCGAUCCCCCUUUCCCCUGUGUUUCCCUCUAUGGCCCCACGGCCUUCGUGGUAGUUGGAGUAUAAAAAAACAG
Molecule: messenger RNA, 195 nt
Organism: Acanthoscelides obtectus
Lineage: Eukaryota; Metazoa; Arthropoda; Insecta; Coleoptera; Chrysomelidae
Source: the annotation of a GenBank genome assembly